GCUGUGUCGAGCGGUGUAGAGGCGCGCUUCGUUUAAGGAUGAACUCAAGCAAUUUGCAAUCUUUAGAAUGUGUAUUCAACACUUCGUUGGUUAGUUUGAGACGAUCAGUCUCAAGGGAAAUUUCUGCCUCUGUUUCUAAAAUACGACAGCAUUUCCGUAGUGUUCAAAGCGAAUUUGAUCAUGAAAUUACUCGUGUGCGUAAUCAAAAUAAAGCUCUCGUCGGAAAGCUGCAGCAAAUGGAGGAAAUGAUAAGAGGAAAAGAGAUAGAAAUAUAUGGAUUACGCCAUCAAUUACAAAGCUUCUCGACUGGGCGGGGUGCGUGUUCUAAUUGCUCUCACCCAUCCGUCGCAACGAUUAACUCGGGAGAUUCCUCGAAAGUAAGGAACAACUUACUAAAGGACACUGUCUUCAACCCUACCAACAAACGGCCACUUAUGACAAUUUCAUCAUCGAUAUCAGAAGGUCUGUCAGAAUCUAAUUUGAGUAGUCGUAUUCAACAACCUAUAAAAAAACGUCCGUGUGUACUAGUGAAUGAUAUUGAGAUCUCUGAUGUAGAAAACAUUAACAACACAACACCAAAAGGUGUUCGUAAAUCCCCUUCUGGAGCACCUGAUGAAAGUCAAUCUGAAGGCGAAGUGUCUAAAAGCGAAUCUACAACACUUACUAAUAGCGUUUUUCCUGUUGGUUCCCUAAGCCCACCAUCCCAAAUGUAUGAUGCUUCCUUAGCAAUAAAAAAUGCUAUCAAUCACAAUGAUUUGGCCGAUUAUGAUGCUACUUACAAAGAUUCUUCCAUGUCGGAUUUCUCACAUGUUAAUAAUAAAGGGAACAAGUUAGAGCCUUCACCUAUGAACCGAAGUGGACCUGUUGGUGCGGAAUUCCUUCCAUAUGUUAAAAACCUCAAAAAGUUAACAGGACUGAAUGGCUCUGAGAAGGUACAGGUUUCUUGUUAUCGACCAAAACGUGUGCAUCGACCGUCUUGUCGUUACUUUCAUCAUACAGUCGCCGAUAAAGAAAAAAAGCACGAAAAACAUAAAUCUGAUGAUACUGGCGAUGAUAUAAGUUUGCCUUCUGGUUUCCUUGAAUCUGAAAUGUCAGCAGUUGAUGUCCCACCGAAAUCCACUACUAGCAAUGCAUCAACAAAGGGCAAACGUAAUAAAGCAAAAUCUUACUUUCCAUCUAUUGGUGGUUCACCGACUCGUGACGAGCCAAACUUCAAGUUCCCACAUCCUCCGCAACGUACAACCUUGGUUGCCAAAAAGCCACUUCAUGUCGCCAAUAGCAUUGAUGCAAAGGAUUUGAAUCAGACUGAUGCAAACGAUGCAUUUAAACAGUAUAAUACAAAUGAAGAGAAUAGUGAUGGAAAUACUGUUUUCCCAUGUGACUGCUGUGAUCAAGUCUUUAAACAUAGAGUCUCUCUUUGGCGUCACAAAAAAUGUGCUCAUACUAAGAAAUCUACUCGGAGAUCAUCCAAUCGAACACCACCAUCAACACCAGAUGGUUUUUGGAAUCUUGACCUAGAACAAUCUGACAAAGAGAAAGAGAAUGUUCCGGUUACAAAUAAUAAUGAAAGUAAAGUGAAUAUUCAAUACUCUUCUCGACGCCGUCGACCUUUAAGCUUCCCUUCAAUUGAAACUUCUGCCUCACCAAUCUCAUAAGAUUCUUCCAUAAUCAUUUGUCAUUUAUUUUUUAUCGGCUUUCUAUCAUUUAGCCAACAAACCCUGUAAUCGUUUAGUUGUAACUUAUUUUUUAAACAUUUCUACAAAUAAAGUAUCUA
Schistosoma turkestanicum is the source of this 1774-nucleotide messenger RNA. Lineage: Eukaryota; Metazoa; Platyhelminthes; Trematoda; Strigeidida; Schistosomatidae. The record is from the annotation of a GenBank genome assembly.